CGUCUUCGUGAAGAUCUUUGUUGUUGGCACGUCACGUCACGGCAUCGGCCGGUACGUUAUACUAUUGUAUACAUAUAUAUAUUAUAAGUAUUUAUGUACCAGUUGGUGAUCGAUAUCACGGUAAAUAAAUAUGAUUUAACAGUGAAAAUGUUUAUGUUUGAAACUUGUGUUGUGAAAAUUUCUAUCCUGUAGAAAGUGGACAAUUUGUUAAUGCUUACUUGAACAUACCUAAGUACAAAAAUAGUGAAAUUAUUGUAAUCAAUGUUUGCUUGUUAAAACUUAGGAGCCAUUUACACAUGGCGAAAAGUCACGUACACUUUAUGAACGAAAAGUUCGUCGUAAACAUUUGAUAGUGGUUUUUGUUUGGAUUUGUCAUAAUAAAUGUAUUAAAAUGGACAGCAAAAAUAUUCAAAAAAAUGCCAUGCACAAAAGUGCUGAGUUUACUUUUACUCCACCACCCGAGGCACCUAUAUUUGAGCCUACGCCCGAAGAAUUUUUAGAUCCUCUGGGAUACAUUGCCAAAAUACGUCCUGUCGCAGAAAAAACAGGAAUAUGCAAAAUUAAGCCUCCAGCACGAUGGCAGCCACCGUUUUCGUUGGAUGUAGAUAAACUGAAAUUUGUCCCACGAAUACAAAAAGUAAAUGAAUUGGAAGCCAUAACACGUUUGAAAUUAUUGUUUCUCGAAAAGAUUUUAAAGUUUUGGGAUCUACAAGGUUCACCUCUGAAAAUUCCCAUGAUAGAGAACAAAACCUUAGACUUGUAUUGUCUUAAAUUCUGGGUGGAUGAAGAGGGAGGUUUUGAAAAUUGUAACUCUCCGAAAAAAUGGCGUAAAAUUGCGAAUGCUAUGGGAUAUAGUCAAAACGCGAACACAAUGAAUUUUCUUAGAUGCAAUUAUGAAAAAAUAUUACUUCCAUAUGAAAUAUUUGAAAAAAGCAAAGCUGACAUAUUAAAAACUGUUAAAAAGACCGAAAUAAAAAAUGAGGCAAAAGAUGGCGAAACAGCUAAACCAUUAUUCAAGGCAAUACCAGUAGAGUCUAUAAUAAAGACUAGCACUGAGGAUGACAUAGAUGAUAAGUCACAUGUAGGAAUUAAAAAAGCAAAAAUUGAAUCUGAUACUAUUGGAGCUGAAACUGAGCAUACAAAGAAUAAAAUUGAAAGUGAUGAAAUAAGGCGUAACAGGGAAUUGAGAAGACUAGCUUGUUAUGGCCCAGGCCCAAAAAUGCCUGGACUAAAUGAUGAAGAAUUUGAUAUUACUAAGUCAAGAAAGAGACCUAGAUAUGAUAUGGAUCCUUUAGCUAUUUAUGUGUGUGCAAUUUGUCAAAAAGAUAAUAGGGAUGAUUUACUUUUGAUUUGUAAUGGUUGCUCUGAUACUUAUCAUACAUUUUGCUUGAAACCACCACUUAAUUCAGUGCCAGAUGGUGAUUGGCGUUGCCCCUGUUGCAUUGCGGAGGAGGUUCAUAAACCAGCAGAGGCAUUUGGGUUUGCUCAGGCUGAAAGGGAAUAUACUCUUCAACAAUUUGGGGAAAUGGCUGAUAAAUUUAAAUCUGAUUAUUUUGGUAUGUCAGGACAUUUAGUACCUACAAAUGUUGCUGAGAAAGAAUUUUGGAGAAUUAUAUCCUCAGUAGAAGAAGAUGUAACAGUAGAGUAUGGUGCUGAUUUACAUUCUAUGGAUCAUGGUUCUGGCUUUCCAACAAAGUCUUCUUUAAAUUUAUAUCCAAGUGAUCAAGAAUAUGUUGAUUCAGGAUGGAAUUUAAACAAUCUUCCAGUAUUGGAAGGGUCUGUUUUAAGAUUUAUUAAUGCCGAUAUAUCUGGAAUGACUGUACCAUGGAUGUAUGUAGGUAUGUGUUUUUCAGCUUUUUGUUGGCAUAAUGAAGAUCAUUGGAGUUACUCCAUUAACUACUUGCAUUGGGGUGAAGCAAAAACAUGGUAUGGUGUGCCAGGGAGUGGGGCAGAACUGCUUGAAAAUGCAAUGAAAGCAGCUGCACCAGAUCUUUUCAAAUCUCAACCAGAUUUAUUACAUCAACUAGUCACAAUUAUGAACCCAAAUAUAUUAAUGGCUGCAGGUGUACCAAUAUACAGAACUGAUCAACAAGCAGGGGAAUUUGUUGUUACUUUUCCUAGAGCAUAUCAUGCUGGUUUUAACCAGGGAUACAAUUUUGCUGAAGCUGUUAAUUUUGCACCUCCUGAUUGGUUAAAAAUUGGCCGUGAAUGCAUUAUGCAUUAUAAAAAUUUAAAGAGAUUUUGUGUAUUUUCACAUGAUGAGCUCAUUUGUAAAAUGGCCUUGGAUGGUGAUCGCCUUGAUUUAGAAACAGCAUUGGAAACACAAAAAGAGUUGGUACGUGCAACUGAAGAAGAAGGUACACUUCGAGCAUUAAUUGCAAAAAAAGGUUUAAAGAAUGUAUGCCGCACAGCAUUUGAAUUGCUUGGAGAUGAUGAACGCCUUUGUGAAGUGUGUAAAACAACAUGUUUUUUGUCUUCAGUCUCAUGUGCUGAUUGUAAACAUAUGGCAUGUUUACAACAUGCAAAUACAUUUUGUCAAUGUGCUAUGGAAAAAAAGACUCUUAAUUAUCGCUAUGAUAUGGAUGAGUUGCAUAUUAUGUUACAAACAAUUGAUUUAAGAGUAAAUAGUUUUGAUAAAUGGAUGAAGGAAACAAAAAACAUAUUACUCCCUACGGCACCUGAUAUUGGUAGACUCCAAAAAUUAAAAGUUUUGGUAGAUGAAGCUGAUGAUCUUAAAAUACCAAACUGUAUUUUAUUAACACAAUUGAAAAGUGAGUAUACCAAAGCCACAGAAAAUGUGGAACCAAUUGUAAUAGAAUUAGAUGAUGAUUGAAAAUUUACUGUAACUUGUGUAUUAGUACAAAAUUUUACAUUCUUAUAAAAUUAGAUUACAUCUCUUAAACUACACCUAUUUUUAUGUUCUGAUGGUAAUAUUGCAAGAGAAUUUUAUUUUUUCUAAUUAUCAUCAUAGAUAGGCAGCUUGUCAUUGAUUGUAUAAUUUUGAUUUAAUUUUAAAUUAUAUGUCUAUUUUUGAACUUAAAUUGAUGCUACGAAAUAUACCUUGUAUUUUUUUUUCUUAAAUUAUAUUGACUAAUGCAUCUAAGAAUAGUUAAGUUUAUAUUAAUAUGACUGGAUAUUUUAGUUUCAGAAAGUGUAAAUAUUUGAUUUCAUGUAUAUCUAGAAAGAGAUUGGAUUGAUAUGAUUGUGUGGUGUGUGGUAUUUUCUUAAUUGAAAUGGGUAAUUAUUUUGUCUUAUUAUAUAUUGGUAUUAAUGUAAAAAUCCCACCGUGACAUAAUAAACAUUAAGAUUAAAAUACUGUAUAAAUAAAUACUUGCAUCUGAACCUGAUAUAAUUAUGUAUAUAUUCAGUAAAAUAUGGCAAUUUAAUUUUAAAAACAAUAUUGGCAGUUUAAUUAUCGGCUUCCCCCUUCAGUAAUCUAUGAAUUUACUUACAAGUUAAUACCUUAGAUUGGAGAAAAUAGACUAUAGUACUUGGGGAAAGUUAGGGGAGUACUGGAUUUUUUGCAUGAACUUAAGUUUUGCUAGUUAUUAUAUUCCCAUAAAGUUAGUAUUAUGAGAUCUUUGCGAAUGUUUUCUUUUUUAUUCUUGACAUUUGAUUCUGUUUAUAAUUUUUUGUUUUGAUGGAAAUUUUAAUUUUGUUCAGAACCAGAAACAGAAGGUGUAUCUAGGCUAUGCUUAUAUUUUUCAAAAAUUUGGCUUUUGUUCCAUCUUCAUUCCCUGAAUCAAAUUAGAUUCAAUAAGUAGAUUAACAUUAACAAUUCGCAGAGCAGACUUACUGUUAAACAUCUUGCCAUAUGCCUUUGCUUUAAGAGAUAUGUAUGUAAUGUUAUCUGGAAAGAAAUUCAGUAUAUAUUGACUACAUAAUAAAUAUACUAAUUAUCUACUCAAUUACUUUAUUGCUUAUAAAUUGUGAAUCUAUUUGGUUGUUAUAAAGUGUACAGAAACUUUCAAAUGUAUCUAUUUGAAAUAGUUAUUGAUUACAGAGGAGCAGUAAGUAAGGUGUGUACGAAAAAUAAGAUCUGCCUAACUACGCAUAUUUUUUAUGAUCUCAUUGAUAAAUUUUAUGUAGAUACAAAAUACAUUACAUAAAUUAACUUGAAGCUUACUGUAAAAAAUUCUAAGUAAUUGAAUGUGUAUGUAUGUAACAUGACAAGUUCAAAACCGAAAAUUUGCUUUGAAGGAUGUAACAUUGUCGGGUACUGUAAUUUAAGAUCUUAAUAUUUGAGGAGUCUGUAACAUGUUGGUAAUAUCUUUGUGUUACAAGUGUUCAGGCAUUGUGGUGGUCGCUUACCAUCAGGCGAACCGUAUCCUCGACUACUAUUUAUUUUGUAUAAAAUACCUGUCACCUAGUACUUGUUUUUAAUUUGGUUGAUAUUAAUGCAAUAAUAAUUUGCAUACAUUAAUGUAAUAAUAAAACCAGCGAUACUUUGUAACGCUCGCUAUGGAAAUACGGGUGAUUUUGAAAAACCUAAACGAACAGGAAGAAACGAAAGGCGGUAAAAUUUUUCAAAUUUUUACUGCGUACGUGACAUGUCUCAAUUAGUAGUGAUAAUAGCUGAAUAUUAUUGUUUUUUUUUUUACUCUUCAUUGUGAAAAAUGUUUAGUUUCAUUGGUAAAGCACUCAUUUAAAAGGUGCUCAUGAUCUCGAUUUCACCCUCUGUAUGUUAUGAUACCCUCGUUGCAAGUAUUGAGUGUGAAUUAUGUUUUAAGUAGACAUCACCUACAUUGACCUCAGUUUCAUAGGUGGAACAAUUAUUGUUUUGUGUCUAAUUAAGUAUAGUAAUGUCUAUAUAUGUACAUACACAACGGGAAUUUUAUGAACUUAUGUUUAACAUUUCCGAUAAUUUCCUCCGUAUGCAAUUCCCGUUGUACAUGUAUAUAGAGAUAAUUAAAAAUGAACGUAACUUUUAAAAAUAAGUAUAGUAAUUAUGGUUGUCAACUCGACAUCAUUGUAAUUUACUUGAAUUUAUAUUGUCGGUAUCUUCCCACUUGAUAAAUGUUAUAAAAUAUCAAUAAGAAUAGUUUUUUUUUUUAUGUUUAUUCACAUUUUCUCAAUAAUUUAAUUUUAUGUUAACGUUUGACUGACUGAUGGUUUACUCUUAAGAAUAUUAGGUAACGCGAAAUGACUGUCAAUUAUUAAUUUCAAGUGUGUGACUUUAUUUGCACUGUGAUUAGAUUUAUUUGCAAUUUACUGAAUUAUGAAGACAUUAAUGAAAUUGUGAGUAUUGUUGGUUUAGAUGAUUGUAAUAUUAACGAGUACCUAAUUAAAACUUCUUUAUCUCAAAAUGAAAAAGUUUCAUUUUAAAAUUACCUUUUUUGUAUAUAUUAAAUGUAAUGUUUGUUGUUGAUCUGUUAUAUAACAUGUAAAUAUUUUUUAUAAAUACUCAUUUAGGACUAACAAAUAUAACAAAUCCCCAAUAAACAUGGCGUUUAGUAAAAAAUGUACACUUGAAGCAGGCGUUCGCUUACUUCACAAGCUCUAAGAACAUUAAAAAAUGCAUUUAAAAUGAUUGAGCAAGCUGAAAUCGAAAUUACCAAAUCGUUAUUGCGGUUAUUACGAAUAAAACAUUUAGUUGUGUA
Messenger RNA from Galleria mellonella (greater wax moth), 5600 nucleotides. RefSeq names its product lysine-specific demethylase lid-like. Gene Ontology annotation, molecular function: DNA binding; histone demethylase activity. The transcript has a single exon. The coding region runs from base 392 to 2833 and encodes 813 amino acids. Gene Ontology annotation, cellular component: nucleus. Gene Ontology annotation, biological process: chromatin remodeling. Lineage: Eukaryota; Metazoa; Arthropoda; Insecta; Lepidoptera; Pyralidae. The record is from RefSeq and is a predicted model, not a curated record.